Molecule: messenger RNA, 4284 nt
Organism: Belonocnema kinseyi
Lineage: Eukaryota; Metazoa; Arthropoda; Insecta; Hymenoptera; Cynipidae
Product: RAB11-binding protein RELCH homolog
Exons: 16
Coding region: 215-3526 (1103 amino acids)
Biological process (GO): intracellular cholesterol transport
Cellular component (GO): trans-Golgi network; recycling endosome
Molecular function (GO): protein binding
Source: RefSeq, a predicted model, not a curated record
UCAUCGUCAUGCCAUGUCAGAUGUACUCUGUUGUGACCGUUGCGAUGCACUCUUUCAUGAUUGAAGACAUGAUGUUGAUUUUACUUUUUAAACAAAAGCAGAAAGUGUAAGGAGGAUUAUUUGAGUUGUAGAAACUCAAACUAUUUUGUAAAUACUGUAAAAGUUUUAAAAAUAUGUUGUCAGUGAUUUAGCAAGUUUAGGUUACGUAAAUACAAUGGCAAGUAUGCAGGGAGAGGUUAGGAAUCCCUCUACGUCUAGCGGAGCUAGAGGGGAUAGUCAGUUGCGACCACCCAUAUCUUACGAAGAAAUUGCGAUCAAACUUAUAAAUGAGAAGCUUCUGCUAACAGCAUUAGAACUGCACGCAGAAUUAUGCGAGGCAAACAAGGAGUUGCCAAUCCUAAGGGAUUUCUUCGAAAACCCCAACAAUUUCACGACUCAAAAUAUUAAACCGGAACCCUUUCAAAAUUUGCCUAGAUCUGCUAGUCAGGCAACAUUAGACUCUCUCGACAUGACGAGGUUUUCCGAAGACGGCGGAGGAGUCGACGAAAGAGUAGCAGUUUUAGAAUUUGAAUUAAGAAAAGCGAGGGAAAAUAUCAGCUCUCUUAGGGCAAAUCUCACAGUUGUUACAGAAUGCGAAGGGACUAGUCCAGAUAAAGGGUCAGAAAAGAAUGUCCCAAAGGUACCGUCCAUCAAACCACAUGAGCAGAGAGCCUUGAAUUACUUAGUGAAUGAAUAUUUGCUCGCUCGUUCUUGCAAAUUAACUUCGAUCACCUUCAGCGAUGAGAACGAUGAUCAGGAUUUUGAGGAUUGGCAGGAUGUUGGCUUAAACAUCCCGAAGCCCCCAGAAUUGUUACAAAUUUAUAGAGAAUUUAUGAGAGCCAGUGGGCGUGAUAAACCACCUUCUGUAGAUAUGGCCAUACAAACUGAUUCAGAGUCUGAAAAUAUCCAAAGAAGUGAAAAAAAUGAGUUGGAAGAGGUCAAUGGUUUGAAGGGAGAAGCAGUUAGAUUCGAACAAGAGAAAACAGAUUUUCAAAACAUUUUAACGAACAGAAAUUUCCCAACUGUAGUUGAGGGUAGUUGCGGGACUUUACAGACAUUUAAUUCAACUUCAUCAACACCUGAAAAAUUUGAAUUGUUGGAAUCUCCGCCGCAAAAUGUAUCUAAUACCACUCAGAAUCUUGAAGAGGAUAGUGUAUCUGUUGUCGUAAGUAUUGGUGAAACUGAUCCUGGUGACAAGGACUGGACCAGGAUUCAAUUUUCAAACACUGAUAUUACCGAGAGUUCGGUGAACUUGUUACAUUCACCAUCUAGUUCCAGACAUUUACCUGCUAACUUUAGAAAAGAAGUGAUGAAACACUGCCUAAUUCCUUUGUCAGAUUCUGUUAGCAUAAUGGAAGAACCAUUAAAAGACGGAAUAACGAAAGAUACUUUAGUAGAAAUUUUAACGCGUAUGUUGCCAAGAAUAGCUCCUAAUGUUAUUUUAAAUAAACGCGAAGAACUGAUACCUUUGAUAUUGAGUGCUGUCAGGUUGCAGAGCAGCUCUGUCGGAAAGGAUAAACUCUUGCAACUUUUGUUCAAUUUGAAAAAGAAGCCACAAGAAGAUGAGAGACGAGUCAUUUUAGGAGGUUUAGUGGCAAUGGCAAGGCUAAAUAAUGGUUUGACUGAAAACGAGGAAAUUUUGAAUCUCUGUUGGGAGCAAAGUCAGCAUAAAUACACUGAAAGAAGGUUGUUGGCGGCCGAGUGCUGUUCCGUACUUGCUCCAUUCACUUUUAGUGGAAUCAGAAAUUCUCUAAUGCUCUCGAUGCUUCAGCAAAUGUUGCUAGAUGAUAAGGAACCUUUAGUUAGAACUACCGUAGUCAAAAGUCUUGCUUUACUUGUUGCUCUUAUGGAUGAUCCUGACAAGUACUUUCAGUGCGAGGAAUUAGCGGUAACAGCACUGAAUGACGUGGCCUUGGAAGUCGUCGACGCGGCUUCUUCUGUUCUUAUACCCAUAUUGGGUCAGUGGGCUCUUUCUUUAGAACGCUUAUUAUCUCAUCUUCUACCUCGCAUAAUAGGAAAACUGCAUAGCCAGUUCAAAUCAAGCCAUCCUUCUAGUAAUAAGGAGCAAUCUGAUGGAGAGAGAAUUGUCGCUUCUAUUGGAGUCUUGCAGUAUCUUUUACCUCUAGCAAUUGUUUGCACUGUAGAUAAUGAAAUCGUUCGAUCUUUAACUCAAGAAGGGACUUCAGCAGAAUUACCUUUAGAAUUUUCAAGCCUGUGUCAUUCGACAAUGAUUGAUCCUAAGGUAUUUUACGAGAGUGACGUAGAUGUGGGCGUGCUUCUAAAUACUUUCUUCAUAAAUACAUGGGAAAAUGAUACGUGGCCGGAACUGGAAUGGCUCACAGAAAAACACAUACCAGAACUGCUAGAAAUAUUAGCUUCUGUUAACGUUGCACAAGAAAGUGUCCUAAACGGCCUUUUAACCUACCUCGAGUCAUUAUGUUUAGGAUUCGGACGAUACAUUACACGAUCGAAGAUUCAGUCAGUGUUUAUGCUUCACGUAGAUGAACUUGAAAAGCAACUAUUGGAACUUUCCUCUGAUAAGAGAAAUCUCAGUCUCUCUUUGAUCCCAGCGUAUUUGAUAGUUCUUUCAACUUUAGACUGUACAGAACUCUCAAUUUCCUUGAAACAUUUCCUUGUCGCAUUGUCGAUGAGCGGAACGAGUGUUGCUAGUCUGCAAUUGGCAGUUGUCAGAUUAUGCAGACAGGUCGAAAUGCAGGGAUACGUUCUCAAGGGACUUUGGGAUGGAGUCGUGCAUCAAAGACCAAGUGUAAAAUGUGCAACAGCUAUCUUGUUUGGAUCUGUUAUACCCCUUGUUUCUGAGCGAUUAGCAAAUGCAAAAGUAGCUCCUGCUAUUAUAACACUAGCUACUGAUUCUGAUGUAACUGUAAGAGCUGCUGCGAUACCAAUUCUUGGUCGUCUUGUAACAGAAUGCGGGUCUAAAGAAGCGAGAGAAAAGGCUCGAUUGACUCUAGAGACAAUUGCUAGAGAACCUCAAGGUAUUCCGUCCUCAUUAGCAGUACCUUUGGUUUUAACCUUAGCUUCCAUUGCACCGAAUUGUCCACAAAAAUACGUUGAGGAUGUGAUAGCAACGCAGCUAACUGGCAUUACGGCUUCGGCUUUGCAACAAACUCGAAAGAUUGAAUUAGCUAGCGCUUUAAUCGACGCUUACUCGGUUUUAGUUUAUUGUCCCUUGAGCAAUCAAUGCGUAUCUGGUGUGCUUUUACCUGGGUUAAAGUACCUUGAUAUUUUAAUUAGUACAGUUCUACCUCAUCAAAAGGAAACUAUGCGUUCACUGUUGAGAGAAGCAGAAUCUCGACAAGAUCUCCCGAAACCGAUGGAAAGGUCGGCUUCGUCUAGUUCGGGUUUAUCAUUAUCGUUAGCGACAGCGAAUGUAGGACAAGGUGUAGAAGAUAUGCGUCAGAGAGUGAGUAAAAUAUUUCAGCAAAAGACCUCUCCAAGUUUACCAAGUAUUUUUCGGAAGAAAUAAUUUGUUGUUAUUGUUAUGAUUUUUAAAGAAAGUCUAGUUCUCUCAGAAUUCAGGAAUAUAUUUUUAAUCAGAUGUAAUAUAUCAGUUGUAGGGUUAUCUAAGUUAUCUUUUAUUGAAAAUUUUGAAAAAAUGGAAUUUAAUUUUUAAAUUUGAUAAAUCUUUUAAAGUAUCUGUAUACUUGAAAGUUAAGGCAUCUAAUUCAAAACAUUACAAAGUGUCAGUUUAAUGUUUAAAGCCAGUACACUCAACUCUCGAUAUAAGAACACCCGGUUUGCGAUACUCCUAAAAUUGAUGACCUCUGCACUUUUGUGAUGAGAGGAGCCAUGGGGCUGAAAGAGAGGAUGUGUUUAUUCAAGCAUGAUAAAUAGCCAAGGCAAGCCAUGCUCUAAACUGAUCUUAUGUCGGGAGUUGAGUGUAUUUGUUUCAAUUAGGCACAUCAUAAAUCUUUUUAUACCUUUUAAAAAGCGCUAUAUUUCAGAAUUUGUGUUUAUAAUUUGUGGUUUCAUUACCACUGAAUACUAUUUCUCUCGUCCAUUUUGAUUUAUGUUUUACAGGGUGCCCGUUAUAUGAAGAAUCAACAUUUUUAAAUUUCUAAUGUACUCCUCAAAUUUCUUCCUUCUUGUAAAGAAAUGAUUUUCUACUUUUUACUUUAUUUUGAAAAAAUUAUAUAAGGUUCUCAAUUGGUCAUUUUAGCUCCUCCUUUUUUUUAAUUUCAUUGUUAUAAAGUACAAUUUUAAGAAUAAAACAUCCUUUCAUUU